AUGGAGUGCACUUGUGGGAAGGAUAUUGGUCAGGGGAGGGGGAAGGGUGGGGGGCAAGAGACCCCUCAGGGGGGGGGGCCGCAAGAGUCCCCUCGGGGGCAGGGGGGCGCAAGAGUCCCCUCCGGGGCGGGGGGGGGGCCGCAAGAGUCCCCUCGGGGGCAGGGGGGCGCAAGAGUCCCCUCCGGGGCGGGGGGCGCCAUUGUCCCCUCGGGGGCGGGGGCCGCCAUUGUCCCCUCGGGGGCGGGGGCCGCCAUUGUCCCCUCGGGGGCGGGGGCCGCCAUUGUCCCCUCGGGGGCGGGGGCCGCCAUUGUCCCCUCGGGGGCGGGGGCCGCCAUUGUCCCCUCGGGGGCGGGGGCCGCCAUUGUCCCCUCGGGGGCGGGGGCCGCCAUUGUCCCCUCGGGGGCGGGGGCCGCCAUUGUCCCCUCGGGGGCGGGGGCCGCCAUUGUCCCCUCGGGGGCGGGGGCCGCCAUUGUCCCCUCGGGGGCGGGGGCCGCCAUUGUCCCCUCGGGGGCGGGGGCCGCCAUUGUCCCCUCGGGGGCGGGGGCCGCCAUUGUCCCCUCGGGGGCGGGGGCCGCCAUUGUCCCCUCGGGGGCGGGGGCCGCCAUUGUCCCCUCGGGGGCGGGGGGCGCCAUUGUCCCCUCGGGGGCGGGGGCGGGGGGCGCCAUUGUCCCCUCGGGGGCGGGGGCGGGGGGCGCCAUUGUCCCCUCGGGGGCGGGGGCGGGGGGGCGCCAUUGUCCCCGCGGGGGCGGGGGGGCGCCAUUGUCCCCUCGGGGGCGGGGGCGGGGGGCGCCAUUGUCCCCGCGGGGGCGGGGGGCGCCAUUGUCCCCUCGGGGGCGGGGGGCGCCAUUGUCCCUUCGGGGGCGGGGGUGGGGAGCGCAAGAGUCCCCUCAGGCGGUGGGGGCGCAAGAGUCCCCUCAGGCGGUGGGGGCGCAAGAGUCCCCUCAGGCGGUGGGGGCGCAAGAGUCCCCUCAGGCGGUGGGGGCGCAAGAGUCCCCUCAGGCGGUGGGGGCGCAAGAGUCCCCUCAGGCGGUGGGGGCGCAAGAGUCCCCUCAGGCGGUGGGGGCGCAAGAGUCCCCUCAGGCGGUGGGGGCGCAAGAGUCCCCUCAGGCGGUGGGGGCGCAAGAGUCCCCUCAGGCGGUGGGGGCGCAAGAGUCCCCUCAGGCGGUGGGGGCGCAAGAGUCCCCUCAGGCGGUGGGGGCGCAAGAGUCCCCUCAGGCGGUGGGGGCGCAAGAGUCCCCUCAGGCGGUGGGGGCGCAAGAGUCCCCUCAGGCGGUGGGGGCGCAAGAGUCCCCUCAGGCGGUGGGGGCGCAAGAGUCCCCUCAGGCGGUGGGGGCGCAAGAGUCCCCUCAGGCGGUGGGGGCGCAAGAGUCCCCUCAGGCGGUGGGGGCGCAAGAGUCCCCUCAGGCGGUGGGGGCGCAAGAGUCCCCUCAGGCGGUGGGGGCGCAAGAGUCCCCUCAGGCGGUGGGGGCGCAAGAGUCCCCUCAGGCGGUGGGGGCGCAAGAGUCCCCUCAGGCGGUGGGGGCGCAAGAGUCCCCUCAGGCGGUGGGGGCGCAAGAGUCCCCUCAGGCGGUGGGGGCGCAAGAGUCCCCUCAGGCGGUGGGGGCGCAAGAGUCCCCUCAGGCGGUGGGGGCGCAAGAGUCCCCUCAGGCGGUGGGGGCGCAAGAGUCCCCUCAGGCGGUGGGGGCGCAAGAGUCCCCUCAGGCGGUGGGGGCGCAAGAGUCCCCUCAGGCGGUGGGGGCGCAAGAGUCCCCUCAGGCGGUGGGGGCGCAAGAGUCCCCUCAGGCGGUGGGGGCGCAAGAGUCCCCUCAGGCGGUGGGGGCGCAAGAGUCCCCUCAGGCGGUGGGGGCGCAAGAGUCCCCUCAGGCGGUGGGGGCGCAAGAGUCCCCUCAGGCGGUGGGGGCGCAAGAGUCCCCUCAGGCGGUGGGGGCGCAAGAGUCCCCUCAGGCGGUGGGGGCGCAAGAGUCCCCUCAGGCGGUGGGGGCGCAAGAGUCCCCUCAGGCGGUGGGGGCCGGCCCCAUCUCGUCCAUCGAUACUGCACGGCGCGGCCGUGCCCAGGUCACGGCACGCGGCGACACGCGGCCAGCUGCGAGCGACCACACAGGUGGCGUCUCGCCGCGGGCUGCCACCGACACGAGGCCCGCGGCUGCAGGGCACGUGGCUGAAGGCCACUAG
Molecule: messenger RNA, 2172 nt
Organism: Schistocerca cancellata (South American locust)
Lineage: Eukaryota; Metazoa; Arthropoda; Insecta; Orthoptera; Acrididae
Product: fibroin heavy chain-like
Exons: 3
Coding region: 1-2172 (723 amino acids)
Source: RefSeq, a predicted model, not a curated record